CUUCUUUCAUUGUUCACACGGAAAACCAUUAGAGAUGGAUUCCCAACCAUCUUUGGGAAGACCUCUAGACGAUUACGAUGACUUAGGCAAUAAAAUUGAUCCUCUUGCUGAGUUAACAGCUAUAACAGUGACAGAGAAACCUACAAUAAUUCCAUCAACAACGGCGAAUCCAGUUCAACAAAGUACUCUAGAAAGGAGCACGGAAUACAAAUAUGAGAAUGUCAUACAAACCUAUACCAUAGAAGUGCUCAAACUUAAACCGAUUCCACAUGCAGCUGGAACACUGUACUACACAGUGGACCCGCAGGAAGAUGCGUACAAAAAAUUGAUGCAAGUGUACCAGGACAAUUUUGAAACUCCUAUGAACAGAAAUUCGCCAAAAAAUGCUCCACCCCCCAAAGAUUGAUCGUGUAUGGCCUGCGUUUAAUGCUAGUGUAUAUUGAAAUAAAUGGAACUGUACUGCAUUACAUUUGAAUCAGUUUGCAAUCUAUAAAAAAUAAACGGAGAAAUCAAGCAGCAACAAGAA
Aedes albopictus (Asian tiger mosquito) is the source of this 526-nucleotide messenger RNA. RefSeq lists its product as uncharacterized. Bases 35 to 406 code for a protein of 123 amino acids. Lineage: Eukaryota; Metazoa; Arthropoda; Insecta; Diptera; Culicidae. The record is from RefSeq and is a predicted model, not a curated record. The transcript is spliced from 3 exons.